CAAUUUUCCCCAAUCUAUAAUAUUUAUGUUUCAGGGAUUGAAUUUAGCGGUCACUAACUCGUGAAGUACGAUAAGAAUCAGAAGCUAGGUAAAGAAUCCGCAAGGAUGAAACCGAACGAGGAUAGAACAGAGGUUUUCCCUGGAAUGGUUAAAUAUGGAGGCUGUUCUGGGUCGGUUGGCUCAGUGAAGUGGAAAACGGGUGCCAUUGUUAUUGACAAAGAUGACAAGCUUGGAUGGAAAAUUAAAAUGAUGUUAGACUGUUCAGAGAAUCCUAUAUUAAACUAUCCACUCACUGCAGACACCUUGAAGAAACAUGUUUGUAAAGAUACAAUAUUAAUUGAUGUGAAGAGGACGAAAGCUGACAAGGAUUUGAUAUCUUUUUACCUGAAGGCGAAUGAUAAACGUGCAGCAAAACAUAUAGAGGCUUUGUGUAUCGAAGUGCUGACAAAGAACACAGCUGCACCUACCAGCAACUCAGAAGUUUGUAUCAAUUCAACACCUGCAAAGUCAAGCCUAUUUACACAUGUUGGUAAUUCACCACCAGUGGUGAAAAUAGAAAAAGAAAAUUGUUCACAAGUGUUUACAAGCAUGAAGUCACAUAAAAGGGAGCCAAUGGAUGAAGACGGGAAAGAAAAUUUUAAUAAAUCAUACUCCAAGACCAGUGAUCAGUUUUUACAGAGAGGGUCAGACAAGAGCAGGCAGUGUCUGGGAACAUUGUCAUCGUCAUCAUUAUUUUAUGGUAAAUCACCCGCACAGCCACAGCUUAGCAGUACACCAAAACCAUGGCUGAACAGCAAAAGAGGGCCAGGAUUGAUGCCAGACCCUACACCUAUAAAACGAGCCAGACUAAUGGACAGUAUAUCAUACAGUAUGAAGAUGAAACCAGCACAGCCGACCGACACGAACCACCAGCAAAUGUUACAAGGGUUCUCAAACUUGGGAAAUACUUGUUACAUGAAUGCUAUACUGCAGUCAUUGUUUGGUUUGGAGACAUUCUCUACUGACCUUAUGUCCAACAGAAGAGUGAUUAGAACUCUCCAACAACAGUCACUAUAUUAUGCUUUAGUCAAGUUAUUGUAUGUAAAGAGACAGCCCAAUGCAAGUGAUAUCUCACGGAGAGAGGCGUUGCGGCGGGUCAAAAGUGCAAUAUCAACAACAGCAAAAAGAUUCUCAGGAUAUGGACAACAUGAUGCUCAUGAGUUUUUAGGACAGGUGUUAGAUCAGCUAAAAGAGGAGGUGAUUAAAAUAUCCAAAGCCACGCCCACUCCAAAUAAGGAAAGUGAAGGCGGAGCAGAAAACAAAAUUGAUACUGUCUCACCAUACAGCGGGAAUAAUCCAAUCACUGUCAACUUUGAAUUUGAAGUCCUGCAUACAUUAACUUGUUUACAAUGUGAAGAACAAGUGACGAAGACAGAACAGUUCCAUGAUAUAUCUCUAGAUGUGCCAAAACGAAAGGAUUUGAUGACACCCAGAUCCUUGCAGGAUGCCCUGAGUUUAUUCUUCAAGAAUGAACAGAUAGAAUACACAUGUGAAAAAUGUGGACAUGGCAAAUCUGAUGUCUCCCAUAAGAUAACUCGGUUACCAAGGGUAUUUAUUUUACAUCUAAAGCGGUACAGUUACAAUCAAGUGUUUUCCAAACAUACAAAGAUGGGCCAGAAUGUGUCAGUACCGACUUACUUAACCAUGCAAAAUCAUUGUACUGAGGAAACACAGCCGGCCUUCCCUCCUACUUUUAAUGAACCUAGUCAAAGUGGAAACAAGAUGAAUGGUUUGGAUGAUUCUAAGGAAGACCUUCCCAGUAGGAGAAAGUUAGAAUAUCCAGGGUAUCAGUUUAAAAGCAAAACUACCUCAGCUGAAUCAGAUAGCAAGCUUAAGGACAGCGGUAACCCAUUUACAGAAACAAAGGAGAAGAAAGAUGAAGUGGAUUCUGUGUUAACAUUGGAAGACGAAGAUGACCAGGAGCUGAGUCGUGCGAUAGAAAUGAGCUUGAAAGAACAAGAAGAAAAAGAUCAGAUGUGCCGUGACUAUGGUGAAGACUCAAUGACCAGCUUUGAAAGAGUGUUGGAACUUAGUCGUCAGGAACGUAAAACAGAUGUACCAAAAGUCAAACAUGUGAAUCAGAUGACUGAAGAGGAAAUGAUUCAGCUUGCAAUAGAACAAAGUCUCAUGGACACACAAACUGAUGAUGUCAUUGAUCAUUUGUACACAAGAAACAGUGAUGUUCUUGGCAUAGAUGACCAUUCUUACACAGGAAAUUAUGACAUUGGACCAGAUGGUGAUAAUUAUGAAACACUUGCUGCAAAAAAUCACAAAACUUACGAAAAACGUAGACACAGUUCAGACAGCGAUCUUAAAAACAAGUUUGAAUCAGUUUCUGAUUUGUUUCCUUCUGAAAGUACUAGACUUAAGGAAAAUCUGUCAAAAUCAACGAAAGAAGAAGAAAGUAUUGUGUUAAAUUCUAGUAUAAGUAGUGAAGAAAGUGAAAGAAAUACAGGUGAAAGUAGUGACAUCAACAAUAAACAGACAUCUAGUAAUGUCACCGACGAGAAAAGUAACAAAAGUACAAUGGAAAAAACACCUGGAAAAGCCUGCAAAAAUAGCUGGAGAAAUAGACUCAAUAAUCUGUCUCGGCGGUUUUCAGCAAGCAGCGAUGAAGAACCUGUGAAUAAUGAGUUACUUUGUACCGAAGAAAUGCCUGAAAAUUUUGAAUUUGAAAUUGAGAAAAAGGAUAUAAAGGCAAAAUGUCCAGGAAAAGUGUAUGAACUUCAUAACAUUGAUGAUUUGAUUGAGGAUGAAAGCAAUAAGGAUGUACGAUCCAAUGGAGUUCAUAUAGAAGAGGAUUUAAAUACGACUGUGUCUGAUAAGUUAAAUGGGGAAAGUAAGCCAGACGAGGUGGUGGAAAGUGCUUCUUUAAAUAAUGAUGAAGAUGGGAAGUCAAGAGAGGAAAAAGUGAAUGGUUUACAAAGAGAUUGUCAGUUAACCAGUAAAGGAGAUGACACAAAGAAAACGAAGUUACCAAUAAAUGUAGCUGUAGAUGAGUUUGUGUUUGAGGCAGAGGAUGAAGAUGAUUCUUGGCUGUCCCUGGUUGAAGACAAGGAGAACAAAAAACCAUUGUCAGAAAAGCCAAAAUUGUCAGAUCCCUUAGAGUUCUCAAUGGAUAUUAACGAUACAUCAGCAGAUGAAGUGGACACUUACAUGGAGGAGAAUAUCGAAAUACCUGAGAUCAGUAAUGAGAAGGGAGAACUGCCUUACAGCUACAGACUGGUCAGCAUAGUCAACCACAUGGGGCUGUCAUCUGCAACAGGGCACUAUCUGAGUGAUGUGUAUGAUAUGAAGAAGAAAGCAUGGUACAGUUUUGAUGACUCACAUGUUACUAAGAUCAGUGAAGCCGAGGUGAAAUCGAAGCGGGAGAGAAGCGGAUAUAUAUUCUUCUACAUGAGCAAGGACAUAUUUGACGACUUGGCACUUCAACAUGCUGUGAUCACAACAAGUAAAACCACAUAAUAUAAUGUACAACAUUAGUGUACACUUACUAUUGAAUCCUCCUUUGAAAAUUUACAAAUAGAGUGUUGUUGACUAAAAGUGUACAAGAAUUAGAUAUGGCUCUUCAUUUUACAAACACAGUGUUGUUGAUUGAAAUGAACUGGAAAAAGUGAUGCAAUACUGAGAAUGAAGAUGUUCUGGCAUUAAGUGAGAGGAAGAUAUGAGGUGAAAAUAAUUGCCAAGUGAAAUGCAGGAUCUGGAUGAAAAGAAAGAAUAUUGUGUGCAGUCUCAUUUAUUUAGUUAUAGGGUGAAGUUAAUAGUAAGGGAGAAGUAUUGAUGUGAAUUUUAAUGUCAAAACCAAACAAACUGGCAGGAAAUCUGAAUACACCAAGUCAUCAAGUGAUUGGAAACAAAACACACACCAAGUCAUCCCAAGUCAUCCAAUGAUAUUGUCAGAGUUUUAGACAUAAAAAUGUAUGAUUAACCUGAAUUUAAGGUCUAGUUUGAAUUGGGUUUGUUGAAAUUGAUAGAUAUAUGGAGUUUUUAGAAUAUUCCUGCUUGUCAAAACCUAAGCAGUGUUUGACUUUGAGACUUUGAUUACAUUACUAUUUACAUUUAAAGAAAGUCUCGACUGUUACAUUAAAAAAGGGUAAUUGUACCUAUCUAGUGUUAUUUCUAGAGCGACACAGCGGGGCGCCCCGCCCUGCCCUUUUUAAUUGCCGCCCCGCUGCCCUUAUAAUGUGCCCUCCUGCCUUUGAUCUUCUGCUAAAUUCCGCCCUUUAUCCUGUGGACAUGCCUCGCUGAUUUUUUGAUCAGCAAAUUACGUCACGGCGAGUGCACACAGGUAACGAGAAUCAAUGAGGUGUUAUGAUUAAUUGAUAAAGUAUUGAUUAUGUGUACUGUCAAAAAAGCGCCAAUUAAUAAAUUAUCCGUAAGCGGCCAGCUGAUUAUCGAGCACGUGAAAAGCGCCCUGUAAAAUUUCUUCAUGCACCAUUGUUUAGUAUAAUAAGAAGAUAUCUUUGCAGUCUAAUCCUACCUUCAUUUUUACUAGCAAAUCCACAAAUUUUAAUGAAUUUCGAAAGCAAAAAUAAGUUAAAGAUAUCCAUUCACGAUUCUAAUUACACCCGAUGUCGUAUGCAAACAACAACAACAACAUGCAAAUUUUCAAUUAUUCCUUCAAAAAAGCUGAAUAUCACUGUUAAUUUUUAUGAUAAGUAUCAUCAUAAUUUGAGGAAUUAUCUCUGGUUUAACCUUAGUGAGUCAAGUAAACUGAACAAGAACUGCUUUCACAUGUCAUUCCGAAAGUGUACCAGUAUCCGGAUAGUACAUUUUGGAUACAUUUUUUACAAACUUUUAUAGCACUUUUCUGUUGAUGAAAUAUUGAUGAAAGGCCUAAUUAAUUUAUUAAUGACAUAAAUUUUGAUACAUAUUAGUUUACAAUGUAACCUGAAACUGACCUUUUUAUUAUGUUGUAACAUGAUCUUGGCUUCAAGCUUAUUAGAUACAUAUAACAUAUAAAACCCCUCCACUAUAUCAUAAUUAUCCAUAUGAAUAAGUUGACAUCCUUAGUAAUAUUUUUUGAGAAAAAAAGCUUCAAUGAAUGGUUUGACAAAAAAUAUGUAGUAAUGUUAAACCCUUUGUUAACUCUGUUACUGGUUUUGGGAACAUAUCUUUUACCACUUUAUUCAGUGAUUUAAAAGUAUAAAUCAUAAGUGUAAUAAAUACAUAACUAUAAACAUCUAGAAAUGUAACUACUGCUGCGGUAACUUUCCAGUUUAAAACAGCACUAUGCCCCUUUUUGGCAGCACCCUGCCCCUUUUAGACAGCACCCUGCCCUUUUUGAGCUCUAGAAAUAACACUACUGUCUCUGUUUAAUAUUUUCAUUCCUGUAUAUACUUUAAAAUAUAUGUUUAAUUUUUAACUUUUUAAAGUGGCUGACUCGGUCAGAAGUGAUUUAAACUACCAAUUCAGAGUUUGUAAUUUUCAUCUGUGACUUGAAUUUUAUACUAAAGAAACUGUAGACACUAAAUCACAACUGUAGUUAUUUUCCAAACAUUUUGAUUUGCUCUCGUUCACCUGUCCGUCAGAUUUGUGUCUAGCAUAUCUCAGAAAGUGUUUGAACUAGUCAUCGAACCUUACAGGGGUUUUCAGCAUAUGAAGUUGUGCACCAGGUGUUUUAUUUAUUAUUUCACACAUCCAGACUAAAAUUAUGGUCCUUGACCUUGGACCACCACUGUCCUAUGGACACACGUCUAGUUUUUCAAUAAGUUGUAUGUUGAAGAAAUUGUUGGUAAGUUAAUAUGUUCCCACAUUUAUGUUCGGGACGUUUAGCAUUGCUGCUGUCGGUACAUCCAUAUGUACUUCCCGAAAUCUUGCGUGUCCAACUCCUCCCACUCUAUUAGCCUGAUUUGCUUUAAACUUUCAUAGAUGAACAAGCUUGGUGUGCAGAUGACCAUAAAGGAAGGAACUUCUGUUUAUUUUUACAGCAGUUACAUCCCUUUGAUAAUUUUACAAAAUAGAAUACAGAGAAAAAUUUUGUAUGUCCAACUCCUCAAACACUAUUGAAAGAAUAUGCUUGAAAGUUUCACAGAUGAAAGACCAUCAUGUGAAGUUGACCAUAAAAAUAAUGGACUACUGUGGUUAGUUUUUCUAGAAUUAUGGCCCUUUUUUAAUUUCACAAAAUAGGCCAAAGCGAAGAAAUUUGGUGUGUUCAACUCCUCAUACACUUUUUGAAGGAAUGGAUUCAAAGUUGCUAUGAAUUUGACCAUAAAGAAUGGGCAGUGACCAUUUUGACCAGUGUUAUGGCCCUUUCUUAAUUUCACCAUGUUUGGUAUAUUGAAUAAAUUUUGUAUGCUCAAUCUCUCAUACCCUUUGAAGGAAUGGGUUCAAAGUUGCAUAAGUGAAGAACCUUUAUAUGAAAUUGCCCAGUAUGUUGGGGCAUCCGUGUCCUAUGGACACAGUCUUAUUUCAUACCUGAAGGAUGUCCAAAAUAAAGAAAACACAGAUCUGUAGAAGUCAACUAUAAUUUAUUUCACUUAUAUUAACUUGAUGAAUAAUUUAUAUGUGUAAGUUAACUGUUACCUUGGAACGAGUGUUCAGGAGAUAACAACUGUGUGAACAUAAUAAAUGUGAGUUAUUUAUAUUUAAUUAAAAUGCAUUAUUUUAGGGCAUUACUGUAUUCAUUAAACGUAUUUAUCCAUGACUAAAUAUGCUGUCGAGACCACCCUAGAGAAGUCAGAAUGGUCUCUAUACAGGCUGUCUUUAGUCACAGGUCGAAAUAUAGUAAAACCUCUGUGAAAGAAACCUCCAAGUAGCAGAUACCUUGCUACAAUGGAAAAAUGUUCUUUCUCAUCAGACAAAACACUGUGCAACAUAUUUAAGAGAAGAAAAAUGGACAAGAUUUUCCCCAAUUUGAGUUGUGACAGCACAAUCUUGUCCUAAUGUGAAAUGCAACCAUUUCCGUGGAAAAAAACACUGGAUAUGAUUCAUUUAACACUUCUUCUAUUUAUUGCUGUACAGGUAUGGAAUGGCUUGCCAGUCUAUAGCCAGAACUAUUACAAGAGUUCAAGAGGUCUGAGUGAAAAUAGUCCUGAUUAUUGGCAAGCAAUUCAUUAAAUGUCUUGACCCUUAACAUUCUGAACACGAUUGGUUGUGCCUUUAUGACUAGUGUAGAUCCAUGAAGGGAUUUACGACCAGUGAAGAUCAUGAUCAGCCUGCACAUCCAUGCAGUCUGAUCAAGAUCUGCACUUGUUGCCAUUCAGGCAGUAUCUUUUUGGUAUGCACCCUUUUAACAGUUAAUGGUACUGUCCAAAUUGAAAGAUGUACAAGUUCAUUUUAGAAAUUUAGCAGGGUAAUGGUUAAGUCAUGACAUCAUAUUGUCUAUGUCAAAAUUUAUUAUGCUAGUGUAAAAAUUAUCAGAAGUAUGAUGUCCCAUGACGUCAAAUGUAAUAAUAGGAAUUUAGGAUACUUAUAUCAUACCUUAUUGUAUUUUUGAAAAUUUUAUACACCUUGCUUCUUAUUAUGUCUCCCAACACAAAGUUGUGUUGGAGAUAUUGUGCAUUACUCCUGUCUGUGUGUCUGUCUGUCGCAAUGAUGGUCUGCACCAAGUUGAACAUUUCUCAUCCGAUCUUUACCAAACUUAAACAAAAUGUAAGACCCCAGCCAGGUUCGAUAACUACCCAGAUAGGCCGAGGCACUUCAGAAUUAUGGCCCUUGAACAUAAUAACACACGACUACCAGUGCAUCAUUGUAGACCAGUUACUCCACUCCACUACCCAUGCAGCAUUGUAGACCGGUUACCAAUAAUGACACAGCAUUGUAGACGGUUACUCCAACAUGUGAAUACCAAUAGGCCACAAAAAGUACACAAAGACAGACUUACUAUUCAGAUGAUUAGGCAGUUGUGGGAGACAUGCGCUUUUCUCAAAAGCACCUAGUAUUACUUUCAUUACUAUCCUCUGUUGUAUCUGUAAAUAAACCAGGUUAUGAUUUGUUUAUGCACUGCUUUAUGUGAUUUUAAAUCCUGUCUAUUUAACAGGUUCUUUAUUCUUACAAUAUUCUUACAAGAGUUGAAUUGGUUUUGUGUCAGUGUGAUUUAGCCUGUCAGGUAAAGCACAUCUGCCACAGCAGAUGUGUCUCCAACAGUGAUUGGAAGUUGUUUACUAGUCGUAAAAAGCACUGUACAAGUGGCCUUUUCCACAUUGACCAUUUCCACGUGAAUUUUGUAUCAUUUUAUCAGGUGUCUGAACUUAUUCAAGAUAACACAUUAUUUCCAGUGACCUCUUUACCAAAAUUUGAUUUUGUCAUAAACAGCCAGCAUCUUAGCAACCAAAUAUAAUUCAACUUUCUUUGAUUUUUAGCUCGACUAUUCGAAGAAUAAGUAGAGCUAUCCUACUCACCACGGCGUCGGCGUCGGCGUCGGCGUCACACCUUUGGUUAAGUUUUUCGUACCAGUCCACAUUUUGACAAAGUCUUCUGAGAUAAAGCUUUGAAACUUUCAACACUUGUUUACCAUCAUCAUGGCCAGUUAUAGGCAAGAGCACAUAACUCAAUCAAGGAUUUUGGCUGAAUUAUGGCCCCUUUUGACUUAGAAAUCAUGGUUAAGUUUUUCGUACCAGUUCAUAUUUUGACAAAGUCUUUUGAGAUAAAGCUUUGAAACUUUCAAUACUUGUUUACCAUCACCAUGUCCAGUUAUAGGCAAGAGCAUAUAACUCUAUCAAGGAUUUUGGCUGAAUUAUGGCCCUUUUUGACUUAGAAAUCUGGGUUAAUAUUUCGUACCAGUUCAUAUUUUGACAGUCUUUUGAGUUAAAGCUUUGAAACUUUCAACACCUGUUUACCAUCACCAUGUCCAGUUAUAGGCAAGAGUACAUAACUCCAAGGAUUUUGGCUGAAUUAUGGCCCCUUUUGACUUAGAAAUCAUGGUUAAGUUUUUCGUACCAGUUCAUAUUUUGACAAAGUCUUUUGAGAUAAAGCUUUGAAACUUUCAAUACUUGUUUACCAUCACCAUGUCCAGUUAUAGGCAAGAGCACAUAACUCCAUCAAGGAUUUUGGCUGAAUUAUGGCCCUUUUUGACUUAGAAAUCUGGGUUAAUAUUUCGUACCAGUUCAUAUUUUGACAAAGUUUUGAGAUAAAGCUUUGAAACUUUCAACACCUGUUUACCAUCACCACGUCCAGUUAUAGGCAAGAGUACAUAACUCCAUCAAGGAUUUUGGCUGAAUUAUGGCCCCUUUUGACUUAGAAAUCUUGGUUAAGUUUUUCGUACCAGUUCAUAUUUUUUGUAAAGUGUUUGACAUAUGGCUUUGAAACUUUUAUCACUUGUUUAGUAUAAUAGUCUCUAUCUGUAGGAAAGAGAACAUAACUCUGUCAUCUAUUUUGGCUGAAUUAUGGUCCUUUUUGGAUUUUGAAAUUGGUUCUGUUUUCAUACAAGUCCAUGUUUUGUCAAAACUAUUUGACAUAUGGCUUUUAAACUUUGAACACUUGUUUAUCAUUAUGAUUUCCAUCUGUAGGCAAGAGUACAUAACUUUUUUGACUGAAUUAUGGCCCUUUUUGGACUUUGAAAUUGGCUCAUAUAUUGCCAUUUAGUGCAAGACUUAUCGAAAUCAAAGUAAUACAGGAACAUUGUUUGUCUAAUCUAUUUAUUUCUUUUGUCUGAAUAUCCGUGGAAAUAUUUUGACCCCAUUCUUCAAUCAAUUCUUCGAAUAGUGGAGCGUGCUGUCAUCAGACAGCUCUUGUUUUACUAGCCCGCCUGCUUAGCUCAAUAGGGAGAGUGCAGGUCUAUGGAUGGUGGGGUCGUGAGUUCAAGCCUUUGGGGAGGCGUAUGUUCUCGGUGACAAUUGUGUCUGAAAUCAUUUGUCCUCCACCUGAUUCAUUCAUGUAAGGAAGUUGGCAGUUACUUGCGGAGAACAAGUUUAUACUGGAUUUAGGAACACUGGUUAUAAAUGUUAACUGCUCCUGUUAACUUCCAAAGCAAAAAAAAAAAACAUUUUUACUAUGAACACAAUUUUCCAAGCUUUCAGUCUAAGGGACAUUGCUUCAUUUUAUUCUUGAUAUCUUGCUUGAUUAUUUUUAGAAAUAUUGAUUUUGUGAUACAGUCUCUUUUAAGACUCAAGUUUAGAAUUGUUAGCACAGCUAGUUAAUACUGUCAGAUAUAAAUCAGAUGUAAAGAAUUAACCCUUAGCCUGCUGCAGGCGAAUUUAACAGCCUUUGCAAACAGCUUGGAACCGGAUCAGACGCCGAUUAAAUCGGCGUCUGAUCAGGUUCCAAGCUGUUUGCUACUCUGACAAUAUUUCUUCCAAUUUUGGAGCAAAUUGAAUGAACUUUACAAUUUUAGCAGACGACAUUUCCAGCAGACGACAAUUUAUCUAGCAUGCUAAAGGUUAAUUAGCAAUAAACAUUUUCUCACCUGUAGUUAUCAUUGAAUUUACAUUAUUUUGAUUUUGAAGUUUUAUUUACAUGUUAAUAUUGAUAUGGUAUAAUGUGGUAUAAACUAUGUUGAAACUUUUUGUAUGAAUAUUGUUAAUGAUGAAAUUGACAUUUGUAAGUUAUGAUGUUAUAGAGUAAUUUAAAGAAUAUUAAAAGAUUCUUACUUA
Mercenaria mercenaria is the source of this 10571-nucleotide messenger RNA. Its product is annotated as ubiquitin carboxyl-terminal hydrolase 37-like. Gene Ontology annotation, molecular function: cysteine-type deubiquitinase activity; cysteine-type endopeptidase activity. The record is from RefSeq and is a predicted model, not a curated record. Bases 106 to 3504 code for a protein of 1132 amino acids. The transcript is spliced from 22 exons. Lineage: Eukaryota; Metazoa; Mollusca; Bivalvia; Venerida; Veneridae. Gene Ontology annotation, cellular component: cytosol; nucleus. Gene Ontology annotation, biological process: protein deubiquitination; G1/S transition of mitotic cell cycle.